UGUUCACUAAAGGUCACAUGCGCCGUGGCCCACGACCAGAUUGCUCAACAGCCCCGAGAAGACCGCCUUCAUCCGCAGCUCGACCCAACCCAAACUCCCGCCUUCUGCGGUUGCACCAUCAUUGAUAAUUACAUAAUUUAUCCAUUUGUUCGUUCAUCUGCCAACAUUCGGUUGUCUUCGCCUGCACAUUCACCCAAUCGCGGAGGCGGUGGUGUUGCAGUCGAAUACUAA
Molecule: messenger RNA, 231 nt
Organism: Protopolystoma xenopodis
Lineage: Eukaryota; Metazoa; Platyhelminthes; Monogenea; Polystomatidea; Polystomatidae
Source: the annotation of a GenBank genome assembly